AGAGUUGGGGGGGGGGUCCCGUGUGCCAGGAGCCGGUAUUAUUGUGAGAAGGGGCAGACUGUGCUAACAUUGUAACUCUCGCGAUACGUUACCAUAGCGACGGAACGCCGGGAGAGCCAUAAGGAGCGGAGGCCUGUGAGAGAGAGAGCUGCAGGUUGAGCUAUAUUUUCCUAUACUGGAGAAUCUGAAGUUAUUUUCUUCCAUUUUAUACAGAGCAAAAUGAGACUAAAGACUUCAUUAUUAAAAGAACCAAAACAUAAGGAACUGGUUAGCUGUGUAGGCUGGACCUCUGCCGAUGAGCUGUAUUCCUGCAGUGAUGACCACCAGGUUAUGAAAUGGAACUUAUUAAAUGGCGAGACAGCUUUGAUGGUAAAACUCCUAGAUGACACAUAUCCUAUUGACAUUCAUUGGUACCCCAAAAAUGGGGGCAACAAGAAGCAAGGGCAGUCCGAUAUGUUUGCUCUCACAAGUUCUGAUGGAAAGUUCCACCUGAUUUCUAAGUUGGGCAAAGUGGAGAAAAGCGUGGAGGCUCAUUCUGGAGCAGUUCUUGCUUGCCGCUGGAAUUAUGAUGGAACAGCCCUGGUUACAGUUGGUGAAGAUGGACACAUAAAGAUAUGGUCAAAGAGUGGGAUGCUGAGAUCCACGUUGGCUCAGAAUGGUGUGCCAGUGUACUCAGUUGCCUGGGGUCCUGAUUCUGAAAGAGUUCUGUACUGCCUAGGAAAACAGCUGAUAAUUAAACCACUGCAGCCAAGUUCCAAAGUCUUACAGUGGAAAGCUCACGAUGGUGUCAUUUUAAAGGUUGACUGGAAUGCUGUCAGUGACCUCAUUCUAUCUGCUGGAGAGGACUGCAAAUAUAAGGUUUGGGACAGCUAUGGGCGCCUACUGUACAGCUCACCAGCCCAUGAGUAUCCAAUAACAUCUGUUUCCUGGGCACCUGAUGGAGAUUUGUUUGCUGUGGGUUCUUUUCAUACACUUCGUCUAUGUGAUAAAACUGGGUGGUCUUAUGCCUUGGAAAAACCAAAUACGGGCAGUAUCUUCAGCAUUGCUUGGUCUAUAGAUGGAACGCAGAUUGCCGGGGCUUGUGGAAACGGCCAUGUUAUCUUUGCUCAUGUUAUUGAACAACAUUGGGAAUGGAAGAAUUUUGAAGUAACUUUGAUCAAAAGACGUGCUAUGCAGGUCCGCAAUGUAAUUAACGAUGCUGUAGAUUUGCUGGAAUUCCGUGACAGAGUCAUUAAGGCAUCUUUGAAGUAUGGGCAUCUAGUUGUUUCUACCUCUCUUCAGUGUUAUGUAUUUAGCACAAAGAACUGGAACACACCCCUCAUUUUUGACCUCAAGGAAGGAACUGUGAGCUUGAUCUUGCAAUGUGAAAGGCAUUUCCUCCUGGUGGAUGGUGGCAGUUUGUUUUUAUACUCCUAUGAAGGUCGUCUCAUCUCCUCUCCGAAGGUUCCCACUAUGAGAACAGAUAUUCUCAAUGCACAAACUGUGUCUUUGAGCAAUGAUACCAUUGCUAUAAAUGACAAAACAGAUGAAAAAUUAAUCUUCCUAUUUGAUGCUUUAUCGGGGAAGCCACUGGGAGAUGGGAAACCUCUUGCACAUAAGAUUGAAGUUGUAGAGAUUGCUCUGGACCAAGGAGGGCUGGCCAAUGAAAGGAAAGUUGCUUUUAUUGAUAAAAAUCGAGAUCUCUACAUAAGUCCAGUUAGGAAGUUUGGAAAGGAACUGAGAGCUGUCAAAAUUGGUAGUAUGGUACAUACUGUAGCCUGGAGUGACGUAUCUAACAUAUUAUGUGGAAUUCAGGACAGUCGUUUCACAGUCUGGUACUAUCCCAAUGCAGCUUAUGUAGAUAAAGAAUUGUUGCCAAAAACAGCUAUUGAAAUGGAUGGAAGCGAGUAUAGUAAAAGUCCUCAGAUUGUGAGUUUUGUUGGGAACACAGUGACAAUCCGAAGAAGUGACGGCUCACUUGUCCACACUAAUAUCUCCCCGUAUCCAGCAAUUAUUCAUGACUAUGUCAGUGCUUCAAAGUGGAACGAGGCUGUGAGGCUCUGUCGUUUUGUCAAGGAGCAGUCAACAUGGGCUUGUCUGGCGGCAAUGGCUAUUGCAAACAAGGAGAUGACAACAGCCGAGAUUGCAUAUGCAGCAAUUGGGGAAAUUGACAAAGUUCAGUACAUAAAUUCAAUUAAAGAUUUGCCAUCAAAAGAUUCCAGAUUGGCUCACAUCCAGCUGUUUAGUGGGAACUUUCAAGAAGCUGAGGCCAUUAUCCUGCAGGCUGGCCUGGUUUACCAAGCCAUACAGCUCAACAUUGACUCCUACAACUGGGAGAGGGCCCUGGAGUUAGCAGUUAAACACAAGACACAUGUGGAUACGGUCUUGGCUUAUCGGCAAAAGUAUUUGGAAGACUUCAAUAAAAAAGAAACGAACAAGAGAUUUCUGCAGUAUGCAGAAGGCGUUGAAGUUGACUGGGACAAAAUCAGAGCCAAAAUUGAGUUGGAACUUGUGAAGGAGAGAGAGAGCGCCUUCACUGGCCCUACCACCAGGAGCAGCAUUUCUGUGCAACGCUGAAAGAAGCAUUUCGAUUUCUUUUUAAAAUGAGCAUAAUGUAUGAACAGUGGCUUUUCCUAUCAAUAAAGUAUAUAAAUGUAUUUAAUAAUAGGACAUAUGGGGGUCAUUCCGAGUUGUUCGCUCGCUAGCAGGUUUUAGCAGCAUUGCACACGCUAGGCCGCCGCCCUCUGGGAGUGUAUCUUAGCUUAGCAGAAUUGCGAAUAGAAAUUUCUUAGCAGUUUCUGAGUAGCUCGAGACUUACUCCUACACUGCGAUCAGCUCAGCCCGUUUCGUUCCUGGUUUGACGUCACAAACACGCCCUGCGUUCGGCCAGCCACUCCCCCGUUUCUCCAGACACUCCAGCGUUUUAAUCUGGCAUGCCUGCGUUUUUCCGCACACUCCCAGAAAACGGUCAGUUUCCGCCCAGAAACACCCACUUCCUGUCAAUCACACUCCGAUCACUUCAACGAUGGAAAUUCUUUGUUCGGACGUGAGUAAAUCUACUAAGUUUUGUGCUAAAAUACUUAGCGCAUGCGCACUGCGUACCAUGCACAUGCGCAUUUUCGCCUUAAUCGCUCCGUUGCGAAAAUCGGCAACGAGCGAACAACUCGGAAUGACCCCCAUUGUUCACAAAUGUGCAACCAAAUAAAUUUUUGUCAUUUUUGUACAGUUUUGAAAAUGAAAGUAAAUAUUUAGUUACCAUU
This is a messenger RNA of Pseudophryne corroboree (corroboree frog), 3239 nucleotides long. RefSeq names its product intraflagellar transport 80 (gene IFT80). Gene Ontology annotation, biological process: cilium assembly. Gene Ontology annotation, molecular function: protein binding. Gene Ontology annotation, cellular component: centrosome; cilium; intraciliary transport particle B. The record is from RefSeq and is a predicted model, not a curated record. NCBI's taxonomy places the organism in Eukaryota, Metazoa, Chordata, Amphibia, Anura, Myobatrachidae. The transcript has 20 exons. Bases 220 to 2556 code for a protein of 778 amino acids.